AGAGAGAGAGAGAGAGAGAGUGAGUGGGAAAAUGACAAAUGAAAAAAUCUCGCUCGUUUACAACAUGAACCCAGUGUGUAGCUGAACCAAACAAGAAGAUAAGAGGUCUCUCUCUGUAUAUUGUUUCCAUUCUGUGUCACUAUCAGCCGGAGAGAGAGUGAGAGUUUUUAGAGAGAGAAAGCAAUGGCGGCAUCACCAUUCUCUGCAACAAACUCAAUUUCACAUUCAAAUUCGAUCUCAAGCUUCGUUAGUCUCAGCCAAAGGUACAUGAAUUCGAAGCCGUUACUGAUCAGACCUCCGCGUUCUCGUCGUUCGCGGAAAAGCCUGACUGUGAAGAACAUCGCUAGCGAUCAAAAGCGAUCACUCAAUGACUCUCCUUCCGAAGAAGGAGUUAUUGGCAAUCGCGAUUCCUUCAGGCCAGAUUCUGCAUCUGUUGUGUCAAGCAUCAAGUACCAUGCGGAAUUCACACCGUCAUUCUCUCCAGAGCAGUUUGAGCUUCCUAAGGCGUUCCACGCAACUGCGGAAAGUGUUCGUGAUAUGCUCAUUAUAAAUUGGAACGCGACAUAUGAUUAUUAUGAAAAGAUGAAUGUAAAGCAGGCAUAUUAUUUGUCCAUGGAAUAUCUUCAGGGUAGAGCAUUGCUAAAUGCAAUUGGUAAUUUAGGGCUUUCAGGGGCUUAUGCAGAGGCUUUGAGAAAGCUUGGGCUCAAUCUGGAGGAUGUAGCUAGGCAGGUGGGAUAGUUUCUUUCAUGGAAGAUCACUAUAUUUCAUACUCUCAUUCCACUUGACCAUUGGAAAAUUGUGGUCUU
This is a messenger RNA of Camellia sinensis, 806 nucleotides long. The record is from RefSeq and is a predicted model, not a curated record. NCBI's taxonomy places the organism in Eukaryota, Viridiplantae, Streptophyta, Magnoliopsida, Ericales, Theaceae.